GUGUUCACUUGGUGCCCGCGCUCACUCGCUCGCUCGCCUAAUAAUAGUGGUGGGUGUCGCCCCUCGUAUCAGUGUGUGCCGCAGAACAGCCUCUGGCCCUGCUCCGCCGCAAUCCGCUCGAGCUGGCCCGCCUGACGAGACCAUGCUGAUGAGGCCUCCCUCCGCUCCGGCUCGGCGAUGACACCGGAGGGAGAGUCGUCGGAUGCCACCAACGCCGGGAUAGUGCAGUCUGCGCCCCUGCGCCGCCUGCGCCACCCCCAGGAGGAGAGUCCAUUGUGGGGGUUGGUGUGCGGGGCGAUCGGGGGCUCGUUCGCCCUCGCACUCAGCCUGCCCCUGCUGGCCGCCUUCCUGUUGCUGCUGCCCUUCUCGUUGCUCCUGCGGGCCCUUCUGCUUCGCUGCUGGCCACCUUCCACCCUCGACCCUGACGACGAGGAGUCGCAGAAGAACUUCUACAGAGAUUUCGGCGAGCCCGAGCCUCUUCGCGGCAAUGACGAGCGGUGGCUGGGCGAAAUCUCUGGCAUCUCGUGCGUCAGCCACACGGUGCUGAUAUUCGACUCUGGACUUUCCGCUGUCCACCUGCAAGAACUGGUGAGCACACGCGUCCUGACGCGCUAUCCGCGCCUCUCAUGCCGACUUGUGCCAAAUCCUGGGCCGAAGAACGCGUCGCACAGCUGGCGCUCGGUAGACCCUUUAUUCAUAGAGCGGCAAAUUUUCGACGCACCGAACUGGACAGGCGGCUCAGAGGAGAAUCUACAGUCCUACGUGGAGGGUCUGCUGCACGUGCCGCUGGACCUGAGCAAGCCACCAUGGGAGAUGCACAUUUUGCCCAACUACGGGCGGCACGAGGACACGGCCGUCGUGCUGCGGGUGCACCAGUGUAUGGCCGACGGGAUGGCCCUGGUCAGGGUGCUGUGCCACGCCCUCUCCGACAACAGAAUGCUGCACGUACCCCAGAAGCCGCACUUCGGGGGUCUCACUUUUUCUGUGAACGCGGUCAGAGCUCUGCUGGUGGGCCCGGCUACCAUGUUCGCCUGGUUUCUUCUUGCCAGAAAGAUGCCCAGGCGCUCCGUGGUGGCCACUGUCACCUCAAGGACGCAGUCGUGGCCUCGAAUCACCAUUAGCGCAGCAGAGAAUGGUCCUUGUCCAGAGGAGCCCACGUCUCAGUUUAAAGUAAAAAGAUACUCGCUGUCGUGGUCGGCGGCCAUUGCUCUGCACAAAGUGGUGCGGAUAAAGCAUGUCACCAGGGCGACUGUGAACGAGGUGCUCUUGGCUGGAGUGGCUGGCGCGAUUCGUGCCUUACUUCAAGGGUGUGGCGUUCGACAUCCACCUGAUCUGAAGAUCUUGAUGCCAGUCGACUUACGCUCGGACGCGCUUUGUCCGGAGUCGCACCCGCACCUGGGAUCAAAACUGGCACCGGUUGUGAUGUCCCUGCCGUCUGGCAUCGAAGGCUCUAUUCCCCGUUUGUGGGCAGCAAGGAAAAUAAUGGCCGACUUGAAAACGUCAGCGGCACCCGCCAUCAGCUAUUUGGGCUCAGCUGCGCUCAUGAAAGUGCUUCCAUCGCAGUGGGCUCGGAAGGUUUUGAGCGAGGUUCAGAAUAACACUUCUCUGCAGUUUUCCUCGCUUCCCGGCCCACCAGCGACUGUUUUGGUCGGCGGUCACCCACUGAAAGCUGUCUACACGAUUUUACCUGCGCCCUCGUACUCAGGUUUAGCAAUAUCGGUGUUCACGUACGCAGACCAAGUCUACGUGACCGCGCUCUCUGAAAUGGGCUGCCAAAUUUUAACCAAAGAACUGCUCCAGAAUCUCAACCACGAGAUUGAAUGCAUGUGGAAUCUACUGCUGUACCGGAGGGCGCCCGGCGAGGGCCGACCGGCCAAUUUAGUGUUUAAAAUGAGCGACGCCACCUCGCCUGUUGAAGAACUGCAAGCAAGACUACAUGAGGUUCAAGGCGAGGUGGCGACUGUGAGCAAUACUUUGAGAAACAAGAGUGAUUGUCAAAACGACGACUCGCCGGUGGCGGACGAAAAGGGAGAGGAACUGACCGACAAACUGGACAAACUUAAGUCUGAAUUUACCCAGCUGCUGCAGGAAGUGAGACGCAGGAAGUCUCUACUGGGUGAUCCGGGAUCUGCACCGUGUUUUGAGGAUGAAGAAAUUGGUGGCGAGCUGUGGAGACCAAGAAGACGUUCGGCGAUUUCUUUCGGCAGCAUCCCUGGCUUGCUCGGCGUGCCAAACUCAAGGCCGUUGUCGUCGGCCAGCCCUGACACUAGUCCUCCCACUAGCCCAGAACUACCACGCUGGGAAAAAGCUCUGUGAUCUUUUCCAAACCCACCUUCUACGAUAUUAUUUGUCAAGAGUCCCACUAAGGGAAACAAUAAUUUUAAGAGUGAGGUGCUACCUACAUUAAAUUUAAGCAAUAUUCCCUUUUUCGUUUUUUACUGGUAUGUGAGGCGUAAAUUAAGAAUUGAGUGAUUCAAAGUGAACCAAGUUGACUAGGCUUGUGAUAAAAUAUGAAUGUUACUCAUACAUAUAUGAUGAUGGAUUUUUUUAUACAAAGUAAGUAGUAGUUUACAAUUUUGAAAACUUCUUAAAAUGGUUACAAAAGCACCACAAUUUGAAAUAUUUAAUUAAUUAUUGAAUAAUACGCAACAUUCCAUUUCCUAAUAUUCUAGCAAGGAAAACUCAGGAUUCAACCUUUUAGAUUUUUGCGAAAAUUUGAAUUUGUAUAGCCUUUUCUGAUGUGUAUCUAUUACAGCGUUGGAAAUUUUCAAAUCAAUGAAUGCAGACAUCAAGUAAAUAAUCCAAAACUACAAAAUUGAUUAACAUUUUUGACUUUCUGGAAAAAAUAAAAAUUUCCUUUUUACAAGAAUUAGUUCCGGGAUUUGUAAGUUUUUAAUGGUUAAUCAUAAAGCAAAAACCUUAAAAUAUUCUGAAAGUUGAUACAAUUUCCUAAUUUUACUUGUUGACAAAAAUCUUAUUACUCCAUUACAACCGUCGAAAUUUCAAUUUUAAAUUUGAAAAUGUUAAAAAUAGGUGAAUUUAAAAUAAAUUUAUUUCAAAGUGAAAAAAAUUGUUCUGCAUGACUUUGUCGUUAGCUCAGAAAUCAUUAAAACAUUAUCUUGAACUGUUAUUUAACCCUUAGCCACUUUCUUGACAAAAUGUAGGGAAUAUCCCAGAAAAUUUUCCUGGGUGAUAUUAAAUUUGUUCACUCGUUGGAUACUACACGGUUUCAAUAAUUUUGCCAAAAAACUAAAACGUCGAAUCCUACGAGUUUCUUUGUACAAACGUUAAUGCUAUUCAAUGUUUUAAUCUGGUUUAAAACAUCCUCACCAUCAAAAUUAUACAUGUUAUCUUUUUGGAAGUCAUAUACUUCUCAUGUGUCCAUCUUUUGACUUUGCAAAAUUCGCAAAAUUGAAAUUUUGUUUAGUAAAAUCACUCCUUCCCACUAACAAAGUACUAGGCAUAUGCUCAAAGAUUUACAAGAAAUUCGAAGCCGUUUGUGGCGUCGAAUGAGAAUUACAGUCAGUCGAUUUAUACAAAAUAAGUUGUGUAGCAAAUCAUCCCGGUUUUUAACUGUACAACUCAUACACACGUGUAUAGCUGUAAUUUAUCCAACUUAAUGAAUGAUACGAUAGGCAUGCGUUAAAAGUUUCCAUAUAUAAUGCAUUUUCACAAUAAUUUAUCCCUCAAAUUUUGGAAUCUUGUUACAGCACAAAUACAUAUGACACGAUGUUUCGGAAAUUGGAUCACUUGACAUUCUUGCAUAUUAUUUAAGUGUAAUAUCCAGUGCCUUUAGAAUUAUACUAUUCUCUGACAUAACCAUCGAACAUUAAAAUAAAAAUGUGAAAGUUUGCAUUAAAACUCAAAAAAAUCAAUAAAUCGA
Messenger RNA from Cloeon dipterum, 3883 nucleotides. RefSeq lists its product as uncharacterized. Gene Ontology annotation, molecular function: diacylglycerol O-acyltransferase activity. Gene Ontology annotation, cellular component: plasma membrane. Gene Ontology annotation, biological process: triglyceride biosynthetic process. NCBI's taxonomy places the organism in Eukaryota, Metazoa, Arthropoda, Insecta, Ephemeroptera, Baetidae. Bases 178 to 2316 code for a protein of 712 amino acids. The record is from RefSeq and is a predicted model, not a curated record. The transcript has 10 exons.